AUGGCACCUAGCAAAACCUCCAAAGCCAGCACCAAACCCUACGAGCGACCUUCCUCUUCUUCUUCCUCGUCUGCGAAGGGAAAAGGAAAAGCCAAAGCGACACCUUUGAACGAAGUGAAUAUAGGUGCUCCGUCCACUCUGGGUCAAUCCUCAAGGAAGGGCAAGAAAGCAUGGAGGAAAAAUAUCGAUAUCACGGUUGAAGAGGGGGCUUUGGAAAGAGGAAGGGAGGAAGAGAGGGUCACUGGUGGACCGGUCGCUCAGAAAUCGAACAAUGAUCUAUUCACUGUAGAUGUCACUGGUGAUGUUGAAGUUGGCAAAAAAGCAAGAAGAGCCCAUAAACCCUUGCGAUCCCUUUCAAUCCUCAACGAGAGAUCAGCGGUCCCAUCUCUGACUUCUAAACCUUCUUCCUCCGACACCAAAACCAAGGCGAAAUCGCAUAUAUCUUCAGCUGAGAAAGAACGAUUGAGGCGUAUUGCUAGACGAUCAGCCGUUCAUCCAGAUGACAGAAUCUCCUCAGCUGAUAUCCGUAAGAUUGAUCCAUCCGAAUUGACAAAAGACGUGUGGACCGAAACUCAAGAAGAAGAAACAGUGGUCAAAGGUGGAUUUGGGGAAGAGACUAUCAUUAAGAAAACCGUCAAAGUACCAACUACGUUAGCUAAAGCACGAGAGAUCUAUUUGAAUAGUCAAGUUGAAAAUGGGGUUCAUCUCGAGAUACCUCAAGGUGGAUUAUCUUAUAACCCCACUUUGGAAUCUCAUCAGUCCCUUAUCAACGAUGCUGUACAGGAGGAGAUUGAUCUACUGAAGAGGGAAGAAGAGCAACUGAAAAAGGUAGAGGAGUUGGGAGGGGUAGUGGAGAACAGGAGGAAUAAUUGGAUUCCAUCUGAAUUUGCGGAAGGUAUGGCAGUCGGUCCAGGUGAACUAUCUGACGAAGAUGACCAAUCGGAUGAUGAGGAGGGAGAAGUGGUGGUGAAGAAACAGAGUAAGAGGAAGACUACGGCACAGAGGAAUAAGGCAUUAAGAGCCAAGAUGGCUCAACAAGCUGCCAAAGCAGAAUUGGAAAAAAGAAAAUUACAUAAAUCGGUAUCGAGCGUUGCUGCCUAUAAGAGGGAAUUGGAGAAGAAGAUGAAAGAGCAAAAAGACAAGGAAAUGAUUGCGAAAUUGGCUAAAGCGCAGAAAGCAAAGAUGGGUUUACAAGAAGGUGAAAAAAUAGGUAAAUACAGAUUGAAUAAGAAGAGAGUGGAAGUUCAAUUAGGUGAAGAUUUGGCGGAAAGCUUAAGACAAGUCAAACCCGAAGGUAAUCUGUUCAAAGAUCGAUUCUUGGCUUUACAGAAAAGAGCUUUGAUAGAACCUAGAGUACCUGUUUUACCUAAGAAGAGAGUAACGAAAUUCAAGGAAUAUGAGAAACACGCGUAUAAGAGGUUUGAGUAG
Molecule: messenger RNA, 1428 nt
Organism: Kwoniella botswanensis
Lineage: Eukaryota; Fungi; Basidiomycota; Tremellomycetes; Tremellales; Cryptococcaceae
Exons: 5
Coding region: 1-1428 (475 amino acids)
Biological process (GO): ribosomal large subunit assembly; rRNA processing
Cellular component (GO): nucleolus
Molecular function (GO): 5S rRNA binding
Source: RefSeq, a predicted model, not a curated record